Messenger RNA from Psilocybe cubensis, 1398 nucleotides. RefSeq lists its product as uncharacterized. Lineage: Eukaryota; Fungi; Basidiomycota; Agaricomycetes; Agaricales; Agrocybaceae. The record is from RefSeq and is a predicted model, not a curated record. Bases 1 to 1398 code for a protein of 465 amino acids. The transcript has a single exon.
AUGCGUUCCUCUGCACUAUGCUGUCUGACUUCCUUACGAUUUCGCAUUCCUGCUCGCCCCGUUGCAAGGGCACUCUGUAAUGUGCCCCCAAGUCCAUCGAGUAGUUUGCCACUACCAGAUCUUGAAUUUAUCGACCUAUCCAACACCGCCAUCCUAGAAAAUGAAAUCGACUCGUUGCUUGUGAGACUUCCAUGUCUCAAGCACAUCCUUUUAGAUAAUUGCAACAUCUUUCGUGGAGAGCAACACCCCAAUGAUUGGAGAGCCUUCGGCAAACGAUGUGCACUGAUUGGAGUUCAGAGGUCUAAGGAACGAGAAAAGGUUUGGAAGGAAUAUCUUGAGUUGAGAGAUGCAUCCCGCCUAAUCAGCGAAGUGAAUGGUACUGGAGGUUCUUCUAAUGAGGGACGAAAAAUUAAACCUGGAAGGAGAGGGCUAGCCACCGCCACCAUAUCUUUACGUGGAGCUGAAAUUGUCACUUCGGCUGCCCCACGACGACCGUUGAUCCCUGCAGAUACCCCCACAACAGUUCCUGCUCUUGGUCCCCGCUCUACUACGGACCAGGGAUCCUCACGGACACCCAAGAAAAAAAAUGAAGGCUCCGAAAGCAUAAUACCUCAGGCAUCUCCGGCUAAACCCGUUUCGAUGCCCUUUCCUUCGUUAGUUUCUGCAAGCCUUCCGGAUAUCCAAGCGCAUUACAACAAAAAAGGUCAGAAGAGUUCUCCUGUACCGCCUUCGGGUUCACAAGAAUCUUCUGAAACGCGCCAGUCUGUCCCAUUAUACCCCAAACCUUCACCACCCGCCCCAAAAUCUAGUGAAGAGGCAGAAAUUGUCACCGGACAGGUGCAUUCCAAAAAGUCCAGAAAUAACUCAACGAGUAAAAACACAACAAAACGUGCAAAAAAACAAGAGAGAGUAAGAGUACUCCCGCCACUGCCAAGUUUGAUUUCUCUAUGUGUUACUUUACCCCCUCCUGUUGAAGAAAACGAUCAGUUGGCGAUCCAGAACCACUUUGGAGAAGGAUGGGUCGAAGGUAUCAAACAACUUCAGGCCACACGGGCCAGACUUCGGACCAGUGCUGCAAACGGAGUGAGGGUAAUGAGGUUUGCUGUCCAUAGUGACCCCCUAUCAACGAAACCCGAUUCUUCAGAGUCGGAGGGAAGUGAUAUGGACUCAAAAGGAAGCAACAAGGCGAGCGAGGGCGGGGCAAUCUCAAGUAACAUUGGUUUACAUGGCCUCGUGGACAUCGACCGUACGGAUCCUGAUGCAUUUGGGACAUAUCUAGAGGGAUCUACAACCUUGCAGGCGCCUAUUCUCUGCUUUGCUGGUCCAGGCAUAGGUGGUCAACAUAUGGAUAAUUGUGGACAUUCCGUAGCUUGGAAAAUUAUGAAAGAUGAUACCUGA